CCCAUCAGAAAGCUCUGACAUGACGAGCUAAUCGAAGCGGAUGGUCAUGGCAUGUCCCACGUCAAGGUCUCCGCAAGCUGGCAUUGCUGGAGAAGAGGAGGCCAGAAGGAAUGCCACGCCGAUCAUCCUUAGUUAAUGCUCAUCUCAUCCUUCCAUCCACUGGGUCUUCCUGCUGCAGGUCUUUUGGCUAGCAACUUUCAUUGCGCUUCCCCGAUCGAUCGAGCCCAGCAGACUAGAGAGGAGUGCGGUGACAGGUUGAGACUCUACAUUAUGUGGAACGAAGCUGGGGGAAAAGGGAAAAAGCUGCUGGAGAACUGGAGCCGGUCUAGAGAGGCCGGUGGACUCCAUCCCGUUAAGCAUCCAAGCUAGUCCAGACGGACCUGUCAGAGCCAGUAAGCCGACCCACGGUACAAGACUCGAUAGAUCCUCUUUCCGAUAGGCUGGGUCGAUAGGAGUGGAUGGAUGGAUAGAUUGAUUGAUGGAGAGAGAUUGAUGGAUGGAUGGAUGGAUGGAUGGAGAAUGGCAAGGACCAGCUAUCGUCCAU
Messenger RNA from Aspergillus costaricaensis CBS 115574, 544 nucleotides. RefSeq lists its product as uncharacterized. The transcript has a single exon. The record is from RefSeq and is a predicted model, not a curated record. Bases 136 to 369 code for a protein of 77 amino acids. NCBI's taxonomy places the organism in Eukaryota, Fungi, Ascomycota, Eurotiomycetes, Eurotiales, Aspergillaceae.